Messenger RNA from Musca domestica (house fly), 618 nucleotides. RefSeq names its product adult-specific cuticular protein ACP-20-like. The record is from RefSeq and is a predicted model, not a curated record. Gene Ontology annotation, cellular component: extracellular matrix. The transcript has 2 exons. Lineage: Eukaryota; Metazoa; Arthropoda; Insecta; Diptera; Muscidae. The coding region runs from base 80 to 565 and encodes 161 amino acids.
ACCAACGAAUUUUCAAACCAUCAUCAGUUACCCAUUGACCUUCGAACCCUUUACAGCUAUUCAUACAGCAAAUCACACAAUGCGUUUCACAAUAACUGUAUUUGCAAUUUUGGCUAUUUGCGUCACCCUGGGCAUUGCAGGACCUCUGCCGCACAAACAACAUUCCAACGGAUCUGGCUCUGGCAAAGGAGGUAGUGGCCAGACUACCAGUUAUGCAGUUGUAACCAAACACGAAGAUGCAGCUGGCGGUCAGCAUGGUGGACAGAAAGGAUAUGGCGGUGCUAAAAACGAUCACUAUGGAGGUCAUGAUCAUGGCCAUGGUGAUGACUAUAACUCCCAUCCUAGAUACGACUUUGCAUACGGUGUAGAGGAUUCAAAAACUGGCGAUGUGAAGGAGCAUCAGGAAUCCAGAGAUGGCGAUAAUGUUAAGGGAAGCUAUUCUCUCAAGGAAUCAGAUGGCACAACUCGCCUUGUCACCUACACCUCUGAUAAGAAGAGCGGCUUUGAGGCCACAGUUCAUAAGAUUGGUGGAGCAAAUGCUGCUGGCAAGGGACAUUACCAUUGAUUAAUGAUGAAUGGCAAUAAUGGUUGGGAGCUACAAAAUUCAAAGACACGUUG